Molecule: messenger RNA, 2290 nt
Organism: Bactrocera oleae (olive fruit fly)
Lineage: Eukaryota; Metazoa; Arthropoda; Insecta; Diptera; Tephritidae
Source: RefSeq, a predicted model, not a curated record
AGUUAGUCUGUGACAGUUAUCGCUCUGAUUCGGUAUGCCUUGGGUGAGCUCUUGUUACCCUCAACAUCGCUAAACUGGGUUACUAAUCUAUCGCGUGCGCGAGUUUAGUGACUAGUGUUAGUCUCUUGACAACAAGUGGAUAAGUAUUUAAGUAUUAAUAUUGUGAUAAUAUUAUAUGAUUUGAAUGUGUGAAGUCUGCGCAUGCGCACACCGGUUUGUGAGUAGUCAAGUUGACAAGUGUUUGAUUAAAACAAAUAAAAUCGAUUAGCAAAGUUAGUAGGUCUCCAAGUCGCGGACUAGAGACGUGUUUCAAUCGUCGCGCUUAUCCGAUCGUUUGCAAAUAGCGUGUUUAUUUACUGGUUUACCCUCAAUUCCUCCAGCAAAUUGUUUUCAUUCUAAACAAAAUGGUACAAAGUGUAACCCCUCAAGAUGCCGCCACGGUAAACAAAUUUCAGGGACCAAAUGCCUACACGUUCAGUGACUGCUUGACAUUAACAAAGAUUGGAAAAUUUAAUUAUUUUUUAAUAUUCAUCUCCGGCAUGGUGAUGGCCACGCUGUUGCUGGAAACCUCCUCAAUGGGAUUUAUUUUACCGAUUGCACAAUGUGAUCUGCAAUUGACGAAUGUGGAUAAGGGUGUACUUAGCGCAAUCAGUUUUCUGGGUAUAAUAACGAGUUCUCAUUUGUGGGGAUUUUUGGCAGAUACGAAGGGUCGUCGCAAAGUGAUGAGACCUACACUGUUGGCCACAUUUACGAUUACAAUACUCUCAAGUUUCGCAAUCAAUUAUUGGGUUAUGGUUUUACUACGUUUCUUUAAUGGAUUUUUUUUGGCUAGCACUGCAACAAUCUACGCAUACCUCGGUGAAUUCCACACAGAUAAAACACGCUCACGAGCUAUUAUGGGAUCAGCAUUUAUAUUCGCUCUUGGCGCAAUGAUUUUACCAAUGAUCGCUUUUCUAGUCAUCAAUCGAGAUUGGGUUCUGCCUUUAACAUUCCUGGGCAUAGAUUACAAGCCCUGGCGUCUGUUUAUAAUCGUAUGUGGCAUACCGGGAUUUCUUUGUGGAUUGUCACUUUUUGUAUUACCCGAAAGUCCAAAAUUUCUGCUUGCCAUUGGAGAGGAGAGCAAAGCUAUUGAAGUAUUGCAAAAAAUGCAUCGCUGGAAUGGUGGAAAGGAAGAGCUCAUUAUUACACAUAUUCUGCCGGAGGAUGACUCAGCAGUCUCAACAAUGAAAUUUAACAAUAACUUCGAUUCCAAUUCGAAUUUCGCACUAAUAUUUUUGCAAACGAUGUGGAACCAAACAGCACCACUGUUCCAACGGAAGUAUUUACGAAUCACAAUGAUAAUUUGCCAUAUACAAUUUUGGUUGUUUGUCGUCACCAAUGGCCUGUAUAUGUGGUUCCCGCAAACAAUUAAUAGUGUGGCGGCAUUCAUGCACGAACACCCAGGCGACCACAAACAAAUUUGUGAGAUUGUCUACGACCACCAAGAAAGCUUAUACAAUGCUGAUGGAACCAUCGCGUGCAUCGACAAGCUGGAAGACUCUACAUAUUAUUAUUCUUUCAUCAUGGAAAUAUUGUAUGCCAGCUCAUUCGCAUUUAUUGGCUUUGUCAUAAACCGUGUGGGAAAAAUAUUAAUACUUUUUAUUACGUUAAUAUUCUUCACAUCGUGCGGCAUAGUAUCGGUCUUCAUAGUCGAUCCAGCUAUAGCCGCCUACCUCUAUGUGCUCUUCUUCCUGGUAGGCGUGGCGAUCUAUGUGCUCAGUGCUGUUACAGUCGACUUGUACCCCACACACAUGCGCGCUAUGGCGGGUUGUAUUUCACUUAUGGUGGGCCGUUUGGGCAGUGUUGUCGGCGCUAAUAUAGCCGGCGCCCUGAUGAGUCAUUACUGUGAAUGGAACUUCUACAUCUGCUGCGGCGCUAUGUAUAUAUGCGCCUUUCUCGCACUCCUGCUGCCACGUAAGAGCCCCGAUGUGGCGAUCAAAAGUGAAUCGUGAUUGUUGGAUUAUAAUUUCUUAGUUUUUAGCGUGAUUUUAGUUAGACGUAUCUAGUACAGAAAUCAGUACAAGUAUAUGCGCAUAGAUUUAAACGAAUAUAUGUAUGUAUUAUUUAUUUCAUAGCUUAGUAACUUAAGUCAAGCAAAACGAUUAACCCAUAACCAUUUAACUAGAGUUUUGUAAUAGUGAUAUUAAAAUUUGAUCUGAAUAUAAGUUAAAUGAUUUAUAGCAUAGGUUAAAUAGACAUAGGUUUUUAUAACAAAUAAGGAUUUUUUGAUAUACGAUUAUAUUGAUUUAAA